CUCAAUUGGAUUCAUCAGUACAAGCAUGGUCUUUCAAUGGGAUUCAUCAAUUCAAGCAUGGUUUUUCAAUGGGAUUCAACAGUACGAGCAUGGGCUUUCAAUGGGAUUCAACAGUACAAGCAUGGUCUUUCAAUGGGAUUCAUCAGUACAAACAUGGUCUUUCAAUGGGAUUCAUCAGUAAAAACAUGGGCUUUCAAUGGGAUUCGUCAGUACAAGCAUGGUCUUUCAAUGGGAUUCAUCAGUACAAACAUGGGCUUUCAAUGGGAUUCAACAGUACGAGCAUGGGCUUUCAAUUGGAUUCAACAGUACGAGCAUAGUCUUUCAAUGGGAUUCAUAAGUACAAGCAUGGUCUUUCAAU
This is a messenger RNA of Owenia fusiformis, 358 nucleotides long. The record is from the annotation of a GenBank genome assembly. Lineage: Eukaryota; Metazoa; Annelida; Polychaeta; Sabellida; Oweniidae.